AUGGAAUGGAGAACGGAAAUUUUGAUUGCAUGCAAAAUUGUUCUCUUGCCACCACAGCAUGCUAAUCAUAUGUUCGCAGGGGAGGCCUUGGCCCAAUGCCUACAGGAAUCGGACUGUAUCAUGGUCCAGCGGCACACGCCUCGUGAGUGCCUGAGCUCUCCACUCGCUGAGGAGCUGCCUACGAAAUGUCAACAAUUGAAGAAGGGGUUUAGCGAGUGCAAACGCGGAAUGAUCGAUAUGCGCAAACGGUUCCGUGGCAACCAUCCUUUGUCCGGCGCGAAGGAGAUGGAUGGAAAGUCUACCCAAUCCGAGCAACUCUAUGCCGGCAAACCGGCAUACACCAGCGUCAAGGAAAUUAGUGGAAAUGAGGUGCAGAUGGACCCCGAGAAGACUCGAGGACUGUGA
Molecule: messenger RNA, 405 nt
Organism: Penicillium angulare
Lineage: Eukaryota; Fungi; Ascomycota; Eurotiomycetes; Eurotiales; Aspergillaceae
Product: PET191 family protein
Exons: 2
Coding region: 1-405 (134 amino acids)
Biological process (GO): mitochondrial respiratory chain complex IV assembly
Cellular component (GO): mitochondrion
Source: RefSeq, a predicted model, not a curated record